UCUCCUCCUCCUCCUCUUCCUCCUCCUCGUCUUCCUCCUCGUCCUCAGCAGCAGCAGCAGCAGCAGCAUCAUGCCGGCUCCUCUACUCGGAGAUGUGUUCCCUAACUUCGAAGCCGAGACCACCAUCGGCAAAAUCAGACUCCACGACUACCUGGGAGACUCCUGGGGCAUCCUGUUCUCGCACCCGCGGGACUACACUCCCGUCUGCACCACCGAGCUGGGGCGAGCCGUCGCGCUGAGUCCGCAGUUCGCUAAACGCGGCGUGAAGAUGAUCGGUCUGUCCAUCGAUAGUGUCGAGGAACACCAUGGUUGGAGCCAGGACAUCCUGGCCUACAAUAAUGACGAGACCGUCUCCAGGUUCCCGUUUCCCAUCAUAGCAGAUGGUAAGCGUGAGCUGGCCGUGGAGCUGGGCAUGCUGGACCCGAACGAGAAAGACCAGUCCGGUAUGCCGCUUACUGCUCGAUGCGUGUUUGUGAUUGGUCCCGAUAAGAAGUUAAAGCUCUCACUCCUCUACCCGGCCACCACGGGGCGAAACUUCAACGAGAUUCUACGAGUGAUCGAUUCCUUGCAGUUAACAGCGUACCAGCGGGUGGCGACGCCCGUAGACUGGAAGCCGGGGGAUCGGGUCAUGGUUCCACCUAGCAUCCCAGAGGAAGAAGCCAAGACCCUGUUCCCUGCUGGAGUGUACACUAAGGAGCUUCCAUCCGGGAAGAAGUAUCUGCGCUACACACCACAACCAUGAACUACGGAACCGGACAGAACCUCAGACAAAACCCAAACCCUUUGGUCCCAAAGGACCAAGGAACUGGACGAGACCAAACGGAAACGGACGAAAUAAACAAACCGGACGGACCCGAGCGAUCACAAGCUGCAUUCACGACUCGGAUUGAACUCGAGCUACCAUGAAAUAUUUCACUUGACGACGCAGCGUUCUGACCAAUCACCACUGAGAAACUUCCCGCACUGCACCCCGAACUCCAUAAAGACGACGCGGAACCGAAACCCGACCGGCUCGAGACGUGACGUCAUACACCUUUAGGACAAGAAAUGUAUGUAGAGCAUUUUGUGUAACGUACUACAACUUCACACCCGGUUUAACACCUUUUACGUUUCGGACCUUUGUGAAGAUCGUGUUUACGGACACGCCCACUUUUUAAUUAUCAUUUAGAAUGUAUAUCUAUAGAGUGAUAAAGUGCCAGUGAAAUCAUUUUUAAAAUCUUUUUUAUUAUUAUUAUUAUUAUUAUUAUUAUUAUUUACUCACAAAUGGCAAUUAAAUACAAAAAAAAAAAAAAAAAAAAAGUGUUCAUUCAAAUCCUUAAACAUUUGCAUUUAAGGACUUCAUCGUCCACUCUGGGAUUAUAACCGGACUGUAAAUCAGAUCAGAGCGACCCGGAUUGACCCGGUCACGUUUCUCACUUCACCUACGCCGGUUUUAUCAUUACGAAAUUUUAAAACGCGGUCAGGUCGAUGCCACAGAUAUCCGUGACCAGGAGUCCGACGGCGAACGCCACCACGGAGUCGGAAUUACGAGUGGGAAAACUUUCUUCGAGCUCCGAGUUGGAAUCGACGGACGCGACGUUGAUGUUAAAUCUGUUGAAAUGCGACGUUCCCUCGUCCCAAAAGCCGAUUUCUGUCAUUAUACAUUUGCUUCGUGCAGUUAAAAGUUAUCGUAGGACUUUAAAUUUAAAAAAUAAAUAAAUAAAUAAUUGACAAUGAAAUCAUUUCCUGCGCAAAAUACGACAGCGUUGUACAAUUACGGUACAGUUUGCAGCGAUGAAGUUUACAGCGG
This is a messenger RNA of Ictalurus punctatus (channel catfish), 1789 nucleotides long. RefSeq names its product peroxiredoxin-6. Lineage: Eukaryota; Metazoa; Chordata; Actinopteri; Siluriformes; Ictaluridae. Gene Ontology annotation, biological process: cellular oxidant detoxification; cell redox homeostasis. Gene Ontology annotation, cellular component: cytosol; mitochondrion. The transcript is spliced from 5 exons. The coding region runs from base 71 to 742 and encodes 223 amino acids. Gene Ontology annotation, molecular function: peroxiredoxin activity. The record is from RefSeq and is a predicted model, not a curated record.